Messenger RNA from Rangifer tarandus platyrhynchus (Svalbard reindeer), 1659 nucleotides. NCBI's taxonomy places the organism in Eukaryota, Metazoa, Chordata, Mammalia, Artiodactyla, Cervidae. The record is from the annotation of a GenBank genome assembly.
AUGGACGACCACCCUGGGGACCCCGAGACGGAAGAUGGAGAGGUGGAGGGUCUGGCCUCGCGGCUGUCCGGGGUCAAGGCCAGCUCCGUCCCCCACUUCCCGGUGGAACCCGCGAAGCCGGAGCCGGAGACGAAGACGGUAGAGGCUUCGGAGGAAGGCGCCGCCGCGCCGAAGCCGGCCAAAUCCAAGGAAGGGCUGGCGGUCACCGAAGCUGCUGCCGAGGAGAGGCCCGGAGAUCUUGAGAGCCCGGCCGAGGCCCAGGAGGAAGCCGAGCCAGGGAAGCCUCGGGAGGCCGGGCCUGGGGAGCCAGCCGAGCCGGAGCCCGAGGAACCCGAGGAGGACGGGGAGGAGGAGGAGGGCGAAGAAGAGGCGGCGGCGGCGGCGGCGGCGGUGGCGGAGCCCGGGAGGAAGGGAGUCCCGUCGCAGGUCGCUCUGCAGCAGGCCACGGCCGGCAAGGAAGAGGCCGCGGCAGCCCGGGGCACUGCGCGGGAAGGCCAGGUAGAGGAGGACGAAGAGAGCGAGGCGAGCGAGGAGGGGUUGGAGUCCCGGGUACCCCGGAAAGACGAGGACGAGCUGAGAAACCUGGACGAGGGGCUCGCAGUCGAGCCUCACGACUGGAGCGAGGAGGAGCAGAAGCAGCAGGAGCAACAGCUGCGUGCCGAGCUCCUGGAGCAGUACCGCGCCCUGGUGGUGGAGCGCGGCCGCUACCAACGCUACAACAGCUACCUGCAGCAUAGGAUCUUCGAGGCGCUGCGCAAGAAAAAGGGUGUGGAGGCCGCCGCCGAGGCGCCCGGAGGCGACAGGGGCGCGGAGCCCGAGGCCCCCGAGAAAGAGCAGGCCUACCUCCGCCAUCUGGCCGUCCUGGAGGACCUGCGGAAGCAGGAGGCCGACGACCUGCGCUGGUAUCACCGCGAGCUGGACCAGCUGAAGCUGCAGUGCCGAGAGAAGGUGUCCCGGGUGGACAAGGAGUGGCGGCGCUUCCAGGCGCUCGAGAAGCAGGUGGUGAUGCAGGCCAUGGGCAGCUGCCGGAUGAGGGGCGGCCGCCAGGGCGCUCUGCGAGAGGUGGAGCAGAUCCAGGCUCUGGAGGAUAAGAAGGAGAAGGAGAUGAGCGCCGUGAGGCUAGAGAAUGUGCAGCUGAAGCAGAGCCUGGUGCAUUUUGAAACCAGGAUGAGGACGCAGGAGGACCUGACUGAGGGCCUGCUCCUGAUAGACUUUGAACAGCUCAAGAUCGAGAACCAGACCUUCAAUGAAAAGGUCGAGGAGCGGGACGAGGAGCUCCUGAAACUGCGCCACAAGGUGACCAACAACGUGCAGAUAAUAACUCACGUGAAGGAAAAGUUACACUUUGUGGACAUAGAAAACAUGUGUAAAAAGGCAGAGCUCAUGGAGAUUGAGGCUCAGGUGGCCCAGAAGAGGGACAUCUUGACCAAGACUAAGCAAGCCCGAGAUGGCCUGCGGCUUGACAACAUCAGGCUGAAUCAGAAGUGUGGGCUUCUAGGCAAGGAAUCCCUCCUCCGGGACAUGGAAGAGAAGGUGGACAGGACGGAGGUGCUCAACCAGCGCCUGGCGAGCCUGAAGCACCACCACGCCGGGCUUGUUCUGUCCUGCAGAGGCGUGAAGCAGAAGAUCAGGGAGGCCAAGGCCUUUCUGCCCUCCUGA